Messenger RNA from Zymoseptoria tritici IPO323, 1214 nucleotides. RefSeq names its product WD40 repeat protein. The transcript is spliced from 3 exons. Lineage: Eukaryota; Fungi; Ascomycota; Dothideomycetes; Mycosphaerellales; Mycosphaerellaceae. Gene Ontology annotation, cellular component: Set1C/COMPASS complex. Gene Ontology annotation, molecular function: histone binding. The coding region runs from base 204 to 1214 and encodes 336 amino acids. The record is from RefSeq and is a predicted model, not a curated record.
CGCGACGCUCGCCGAAGCGGAAACGAUCCUACGAUGCAGCCGGAGAUGCUGCGCUCGCAUACGCAUACGACGACGAGCUUACGAGCGACGCCGACAACCAAUUUCCAACCCCAGACCAAGGCAGUGAAGACGAGCAGACCAAUGGCACAGGCGCGAAGAGACGGAAGGUGGAGAGACCGACGAGAUUGAACUAUGUGCCGUACAUGACGUUGCGAGGACACAAGCGCGGUGUGGCAGCGGUCAAGUUCUCACCUAAUGGGAAAUGGAUCGCAAGUUGCUCGGCGGACAGCACUAUCAAGAUAUGGGACAGCCAGACUGGAGCGCUUUCACAGACCCUCGAAGGACAUCUCGCAGGCAUCAGCACGAUAGCAUGGACACCGGACUCGAAAGUGAUUGCAUCGGGCUCGGACGACAAGAUUAUUCGAUUAUGGGAUAUUUCCACCGGCAAAGCUCUUCCUUCACCAUUGGUAGGACACCACAAUUAUGUCUACAGUAUCGCCUUUUCUCCGAAAGGGAACAUGAUGGUCUCAGGAUCCUACGACGAAGCAGUGUUCCUCUGGGAUGUGCGUGCAGCACGGAUCAUGCGAAGUCUCCCUGCGCACUCUGAUCCGGUCUCUGGUGUUGAUUUCGUGCGCGACGGAACACUUGUGGUGAGCUGCAGCAGUGACGGUUUGAUUCGACUGUGGGACACCAGUACCGGCCAGUGCUUGAAAACGCUAGUCCACGAAGACAAUGCACCUGUCACGAGUGUGAAGUUCUCGCCGAAUGGGAAGUUUGUUCUCGCUGCUACUCUGGAUUCAUGUCUACGCCUAUGGGACUACGUCAAUGGAAGGGUCGUGAAGACAUAUCAGGGUCACAAGAACAGCAAGUUUAGUAUCAGCACAUGUUUCGGCACUGAAGACGGGAAGACUCAUCUUUGGGAUGUCUCCUCGAAAGAGACCUUGCAGGUACUCGAUGGACACGAGGGCGUGGUGCUCGGCGUGGACGUUGGACUGGAAGACCAGCGACUGGCAACAUGCGGUGUUGACAAGACGAUCAGGAUAUGGCGGCGGAUACCAGUGCCUUCCGAUGCGACGAAUGGCGACGGCAGUGGCGACGGCAAUGUCAAUAACAAUGGCAAUGGCAAUGUCAACGGCGAUCAUGCGGCGACAGGAGCGGCUCUCUCGGACGAUGAACGAGUGAGGGAGUCUGAUAUUGGAGAUUCGACGGCAUGA